AUGAAGAUUUUCAGCUGGAUGGCGAACAAGAUCAGCGGGAAGCAGGAGGCCAGCCGCUUCCCGGCCAGUUCCUCCGGGCCUUCUCGUUCUAAAGUGCCGGACUGUCGCAACGACGAGUUCAGCGAUUGGCCCCAAUCAUUGCUUGCCAUUGGGACAUUUGGAAAUAAGCAGAUAGAGGAGGUAGCACAAGUGCAGGAUGCUUCCGAGGAUGGGCAGUCCAUGCAAGAUGCCAUCAAGUUUACAGAGGAGGAAGUAGACAAAAUACAGAAAGAGUUUGCAAUGAUACUAGCAAGCAAAGACCAAACGGAAACUCAUGACCCGCACGAUGAUGACCAGGUAGCUUCACACAAAAAUGUCGAUGAGAGCAUAAAUGAGAAGCACAGGGACCAGCUGUUUAACAAGAUCGUCAUAAGUAAGGCAAAAGAUUCACCGGGGAAGAAAGCAAGUACACUCAAGCCGAGAUCAGUUGCUUCGCUCCUCAAACUACUCAUGCCUAAGGGUGGCUUUGCCUCUGCUGUUCCAGAUCCAAGGAACUCUUUCCCUCAAUCAAGAAUGGAAAAGCUGCUCAAGGCAAUACUUCAGAAGAAAAUACAUCCGCAAAAUUCUUCGGCGCUCGUACCUAGGAGACAUUUGGACUGGAAGCCAGAUGAGCAAGAGAUCAAUGAAUGCCUUGAGGAUGCACUCCGUGAUCUAGACGAUGAUGGCGCAAAAUGGGUCAAAACUGAUUCAGACUGUAAGUUGCAUACUUUGAUCCCGAACAAAUGA
Triticum turgidum subsp. durum (durum wheat) is the source of this 765-nucleotide messenger RNA. The record is from the annotation of a GenBank genome assembly. NCBI's taxonomy places the organism in Eukaryota, Viridiplantae, Streptophyta, Magnoliopsida, Poales, Poaceae.